AUGGUGCCCAAGACGAUCGCGGGGAAGAUCUUUGGUUCUAUCUGUUCUCUGAGCGGGGUGCUGGUAAUCGCCCUGCCUGUUCCCGUCAUCGUGUCCAACUUUAGCCGAAUCUAUCACCAGAACCAGAGAGCAGACAAACGGCGUGCGCAGAAGGUACAGAAAGCCAGACUGGCCAGGAUAAGGAUAGCCCAGGCGGGCAGCUCCUGCACAGGCUUCCUCCAGAGCAAACGCAACGACCUCCUCAACGAACUGCUGGAGCUCACGCAACAACCUUACAAGCAAAACAAUAUCCACGAGGGGUCAGAGGAAGAGGAACAGCCGCUCAACAAGAGCAUGUCGUUAUUAGAGAGCCAACACCACCACCUAUUGCACUGUCUGGAGAAGACCACUGCCCAUGAGUUUGUGGAUGAGCAGCUGUAUGAGCAGAACUGCCUGGAGACCACGGUCCAGAGUUACACCUCCCGCAGCCCCUCCUUCUCCAGCCAGGACGGGCCCAUAGGCACCUGCUGUACCCGCCGGGGGAAGAUGAACUCCCCCCUGCCCAACUCCAGCCUGCCCCUGCAGCCCAGCCAUCAGCAGGGCCUACUACAGGAGCUCAGCGCCCUGCACAUCCAGUGUGGGGAUAAGCUGCCGCAUACCACCAGUCGCUCCAGUCUCAACAUGAAGACAGACGAGGUGGGCCUGAUCAACUGCAAGGGCAGUCAGAUCACCACGGCGAUCAUCAGCAUCCCCAUGGCCCCCUCCGACACCACUGACGGGGACGGUCUCCACGGACCUCCCCAGCGCAGACCCCCCCCACCCCCCACCGGCCCACAGGCCCCCAGCAUCAACACCACCGCCAGCUCCAAUGUCAUUAAAGUGUCCGCUCUGUGACUGUGUGGCUAACCCAAUCGACAGACUGACUGAGCAGGAGGAGAGGUGAAGGGGACUUUCACUUGAACUCUGCCUUGAAGGACCCCUGUCGCCUGUUUAGAGGUAGAGAAAUGGGAGGGAACCCCCGUGUUCCAAGGAAUGUACUUGGCCUUUUGAGCAGCCAGGGGAUAGGCUACUGUAUACUGAGAGAAAUGCUGCAAGGCAAGGCAGCUGAUGGUAGGCUACGGUGUGCGCAUUUCCCAAACACGGGCCAGUAUGUGUGAAUUCUGGGAUUCGACAGGACAAAGGAAGUCACUGUGUUUUUGUGCACUUCGCACCUACACUUUAUUUUCUGGCUACAGCUCAACCCUAAAUGUGUGAAAGAUAUUCUUCUUACACUUACAAGGUUCAAAGGAGGAUGAAGACAACUAUCAAUGUUUUAACUUGAGUUUGGUUGGUCUUCUUUACGUUUUUCUGUUUGUCGUAUCUAGUUUUACCUUGAUUGAUACAGUUUUGGAGUUUUUCACUUCUCCAGUGGACGAGGUGUGUCGGUUAAUAUGACUGUUGUGAUUUUGUGUGUAUGUGUGUGAUGAUACUUUUAUGAAAUGUUAAUAUUUUAGUGGGUUUUAACCUGAUUAGAUUUUCAUCUGUCCACAAUGCCCUUAAAGAGCGACUGCCCCUAAAAAGCAAUUUCUCGUUUUGAAAAUGGCCUAUAUGGCAUUGAUAUGAGUCAGACACAUUUAUUCUACUGUCAAAAUUGACUACAAAAUGUGAAUAGGAUAAUUAGGGUCUCAUUCAGAUUUACGAGAUGAUAGGAAAAAAAUGUAUGUCAUGGAAUGAAGGGUACCGUAACAGUUUUCCUUGGGUUGGGUUUAUUUUAAUCCUGCCUACAGCUGGCAGCACCUAAGCCCAGAUUGUAAUGCCCAUGGUGAAUUUGGUUUGACAUUCGAUAUCCCUAUGGGGCUAGUUAGGGACCACAAUAGCUCCAAAUUUCAAUAACUUUAAAACCUCAAACAAAUUAUAAAUUGUAGAAAUUCAUAUACAAAUAUUUAAAGCAUUUAAUGAGAGAACUAAAAGAUGGGCAACAUGAAAAUAGUGUCCCAUUUACAUUGUGUAAUUCAUUGACGGUCCCUAACUAUCCCCAGAGAUAGGCUAUCCAAAGCCAACCAACAUUGCCACGGUGGCACACCAGUCAGCUGAAGCUAAUUACCAAAAUAAUUUGUCUAACUCUUCCCACCUGCAAACACACACGAGACACCCACAUCAAACCACACCCUGAAACCAACUCACGUUUGAAUUCAGUCAUGGCCGCUAGCAUUUCUUAAUGAACCAAAUCUAAAACAAGGCCAAAUCAGGAAGUGCAGUCGCCCUUUUAAAAUCAAAGUAACAUAAAUGCCUACUCAGACAAAUAUUUUAUGGGCUAACUAUUUUUUUGCUAGAAAUAUAUUAUCAGACACACUACAGUACCAUUGUUGAUGCUCUACCCAACUCUGUCUCUCCCUUGCUUUCUCCCUUUCUCCCUUGCUCUCUCUCUAUCUCUGUCUCUCUCUUUCUCUCUCUUCCAGAAUGUCCUCAUUUUUAAGACUUUAGAAUAGCAGUUUAGUCGUUGUUUUUUCAGCUCAGUGGAAGACCGUAUAAUCACCAUGGUCCCAUGCAACCAUGAGUCAUUAGCUAGGUUUUCAUCUAAUUGGCGACAGAGUUUCAUGUGAAUAUUAAAAAAUCUGCAUAAAGAAAGUAUGCGCAUUUCCCCACCAGUGGUAUGUUUCCACCAAACAGACUUGUUGCGGAUAAAAAUCAGGGCGUGAUGACGUAGUGCACAUAAAAAGUCAUG
Messenger RNA from Coregonus clupeaformis (lake whitefish), 2683 nucleotides. Its product is annotated as potassium voltage-gated channel subfamily D member 3-like. The record is from RefSeq and is a predicted model, not a curated record. Gene Ontology annotation, cellular component: neuronal cell body; voltage-gated potassium channel complex. NCBI's taxonomy places the organism in Eukaryota, Metazoa, Chordata, Actinopteri, Salmoniformes, Salmonidae. Gene Ontology annotation, biological process: potassium ion export across plasma membrane. The transcript is spliced from 6 exons. Gene Ontology annotation, molecular function: A-type (transient outward) potassium channel activity. Bases 1 to 873 code for a protein of 290 amino acids.